Argiope bruennichi is the source of this 5516-nucleotide messenger RNA. Its product is annotated as serine/threonine-protein phosphatase 2A regulatory subunit B'' subunit alpha-like. The record is from RefSeq and is a predicted model, not a curated record. NCBI's taxonomy places the organism in Eukaryota, Metazoa, Arthropoda, Arachnida, Araneae, Araneidae. Gene Ontology annotation, biological process: protein dephosphorylation. Bases 232 to 3597 code for a protein of 1121 amino acids. Gene Ontology annotation, molecular function: calcium ion binding; protein phosphatase regulator activity. The transcript has 14 exons. Gene Ontology annotation, cellular component: protein phosphatase type 2A complex.
UUGAAAGUGUUUGAAGUCAUAUGAGCUCUAGUGGAAUAUAGUCUGUAGAUUUUACAAUUCAUUUUAUUCCUUAGUUUCACAAAUUAAUUUAUACUAUUUAUAAAUUGAUUAAAUUUAUUUUCAUGACUUUUCUUGAAGAUUUUGCAAUGUAUUUGAUACAAUACGUAUCAGUAAAACUGCUCAUUUUCUGAGCGAUUUAAAUUUUUCAGGUUGCAAAAGUUUCCAUUUAGUAUGCUCACUAAUCAUGUGAGCUGCCAUUACGUAGUGACUUCUGUGACCUUUUAUCAUAGUGCUUUGGUUGAUUUAACUUGUAGUCGUUCCGUCCAUGCCGUUGAACAUGAUCCAUGUUGCCCAGAUCCUACUAAACUCUCCGCAGACGAAUGUAAAGCCGUCCAUUAUGGAUUAUGUUCCCCACUUUUGAAACUCCCUUCGUUUUCAAUACCUCCCGCUACAACAUCCUCCCCAUCAUCCCCAGCAACACCCAAAGGUACUAGUUCAUCCCCUUUAGUGUCAUCAACACCAAGUCCACCAAUCACACCUAAAGGUACUGCUCCAUCGAUCGCUGAUCUUCUUGGUGCAGCUGUACCACUUAGCAGAAAUACUUCGACAACAGUUAGUUCACCUGUCUUACAACGGGCAUCAUCACCAGUUGUUUCUAGUCCUAUUUCUGUGUCUUCAACCAAAAUGUCAACUCCAACCGCUGUUGUGUCCGGUUCAAAUUCAGUGAAUACAUCUAAAAUGGAUAUGGAAAUUUUAGAUCCUGUAAGUUUGUUGGCAUCAGAUCUCGAAGGUCAGUUAGAGGCACUUGUUAAUACUUUCGUGGCCCAAGAUAAAGUUCGCUUGGCUGCUAGAAAAAAGGCAGAAACAUCUGUCGGAAGUUUUAAAUCUACCCCUUCAGUUAAUAAGCAGAUUUCCCCAAUAAAAAAGUAUGAUAAGAAAAUUAAAGAUGAUAGAUCAUCUGGAGAUGAAUCUGCUUCUUCGUUAUCUAGUGAGACUUCUCAAACAUCUAAGUCUAAUGGGUUUUCUAAAGCUAAAACUGGCCCAAAAGCAUCAAAUGUUAUUUCUGAUCCUUUGGGAAAAGAUUUGAAAAGACUCUCACCCGAUGUCAAUCCUGAAAAAAGUGCUUUUCCUUUUGAUAACAUUAAGAAUUUCAAUAAUUUUGGCACACAUUUUGAAGAUAAUUUAUUUGAAAGAUCAUCCUCCCCAUCUUUUAAAUCUUCAAUACUACCUUCGUUAAAACCAUCUCCUGAAUAUCAGCAGACAGGUGUUAAAGCCCAAAUAACAAAAUUUGCUUCCAAAGAAAAAGAUUCCCUACAAAAUUCCCCAACUAAUUCUCUUGAGAGACGUCAGGUUCAAAAAUCAAAACCAGGUGUUCAAGAACACCCUUAUUCACCAACAAUAACUCAGCCACGUAGUGGUCCUCUCACGCUUGAUGCUCUGCAAGAACUUCUGUUGAACUCAAGCUUAGAUCCUGCAACACAACCCAUUCAAACAACAGUUUUUCAAAGCAGUAGGAUACCUUCUGUGCCUUUUGGUGAAACAACACCUCUUGAAGUUCCUCAAACAUGUCAGGCAGAUAAAAAUUUUAUCACAGACAAUUAUGUACCUUUCUAUGUAAACGAAGCUUGCAAAGAAAGUGAUGAUCUACCAGUAUCCAUAAAACCUAGUACUAGUCAAGCGAUUGGGCACCAUUCAUCUCCUUAUGGCAAAUCGAGUCAAGAGUUUGUUCAAUCCGCUGUAGAUUACGCUAAAAAUCGUAUUCAAAGUGUUCAACAAUCUUUAAGAGAUGAGUCAAAACCAAGAACCAUAAAAAAUGGACAUCUAGUCAGUGAUGCAAAAACAAAAUGGGAAAAUAUCCCAAGUUGGAAUGAUGCCCAUCUAGUACCAGAUAUUGACAAUACUCUCGCUGAACCUUUCCAGAGGGGUGGACAUAAGAGAACUUUGUCGAUGGAUGGACUGUUAGAUGUCCCAAGUCCAUCAAUUCCACACCCCAAACUCACAAAUGCUCAGAAGCAGCAUAUCAAAGAACGAUCUUUGUCACCUACCGAUCGUCAUUCUCAUGUUCCGAUCAGGCCAUUUUUGACGAAAGGUUCGGUUGCCGAAAGAGUUUUGCUAUUCGAAUGCUGUCCAGAUAGGGCUCUAGAGAGGACAUCAGCUGGAAACAAGUCGAAACAGAAUCUUAUCAGCACCUGGAGACCUGGAGGAAGUGAUGUCCAAAAUAAAACUCAUUUUUGGGAAGUCGUUGCUGAUUCAGACAAGACUGUCAGCUUGUCUCAUCACAGCGGCUCUGAGAAAGACAAAAACAACGUAGCGCCUACUUCUCCCCGGACCAGCUCACUGCGUCGGGCCAUCAAGUCGGGCAAAAAGGACAACAUCCCUAGGUUCUACUAUAAGGAUGGAAAGCCACAAACUCCCCAGGAGAUCGAGGCCCACCUCAAGAAAGUCGCCGCCGUCUUUGCAGGACUCAAUGAUGGCAAAGCUUCGAGAGAGGAGUUUGGCAUUAUCACCAAGGCAUGCGGAUUGCCUCUGUACUGGAAGCUUCCAUUGUUCCUGGCGGCGAGGGGGGAGAAGAAGUCGGCCGUCAGUUGCGAUGCAUUCCUCGAAUACUGGAGAAGAGUCGUGAAUUCCUGCCAUGAUGAAGCUUCAAAAUUUGUAUAUAUAUUAUCAAGAGGCAAAAGGAAUUAUCUAGUCAGUGACGACUUUUUCCCUAUGAUGCAAGAUGUGAUAGAUUCUCACCCAGGGUUAACGUUUCUUAAAGAAGCCACAGAAUUUCACUCUCGGUACAUUCACACUGUCAUUGCAAGGAUAUUCUAUUGUGUGAACAGAUCUUGGAGUGGAAAAAUUACUAUUCCCGAGUUGAGAAAAAGCAAUUUCUUGCAAGUUUUAGCUACUCUAGAAGAGGAAGAAGAUAUUAAUCAAGUUACGGAUUACUUUUCGUACGAGCAUUUCUAUGUGAUCUACUGUAAGUUCUGGGAACUUGACAAAGAUCACGAUCUCUAUAUCGACCAAAAUGAUCUCAAACUUCACGCAGAUGGCGCUUUAUCAACUCGAAUUAUUGAAAGGAUUUUCUCAGGUGCUGUAACGAGAGGGCCAAAGCAGAAAGAAGGCAAAAUGAGUUACGCUGAAUUCGUUUGGUUUCUUAUAUCCGAAGAAGAUAAACGUCAUCCUAGAAGCAUUGAGUACUGGUUCCGCUGCAUGGAUUUGGACGGUGACGGCUACCUCUCUAUGUAUGAGCUGGAAUACUUUUACCAAGAACAGCUACAGAGGCUAGACGCCCUAGGAAUAGAAACACUCCCCUUCAAUGACUGCCUUUGUCAGAUGCUGGACAUCAUCAAGUCAAAGGUUCCAGGUAAAAUCGCCCUAUCAGACUUGAAGAAAUGCAAGAUGACACCCAUCUUCUUCGACACAUUCUUCAAUCUCGAAAAAUACCUCGAUCACGAACAGAGGGACCCAUUCGCGUCGCAGAGGGAGCAUGAUGGAGAAGGACCCGAAAUGAGUGAUUGGGAUCGUUAUGCUGCCGAUGAGUACGAGCAACUAGUAGCUGAAGAAGGUGCAAACGAUCCUCAGGAAGAAUUGUACGUUAUCGACUUUGUCUAAAUACAUCGCAUUAGAAUGAUGCCAAUGGAAACCGAAGACGAUUACGAUUAUGCUGAAUCGGAUGAUUAUCAUUAUUGACGAUAAUCAGUAAUGAACGAAACUGGAUAUUCAACUGGAAGUCAAUUGAUUUGUUUGUCAAUUGGAUGCAAAUUUUAUUUUUGCCGUCUUCCAUUACGAAUGUUGAGAAAUUCUUUUCUCUCACGCCGUUUGUGGUGUGCUGGUAUAUUGUUGCAUUAGAAGAGACCUUUAUUCUUCUAAAAUAUCUCGGAUAGCAAUAAAUACAUGUUAUAUCUUAUACUCAGAAUUUUAUACUUAAAUAUUUGAAAAGGUAAUUUUUCUAGCAUUUGGUUUGUAACUGUGUUAAUAACUUGUCGUUUGAAAGUAGCAUAAGUAAACUUAAAUGUUUUCCCUUAUGUGGGCAUAAGCUUUGUAAAGUUUUGUGUAUUUGAUUUUCGCAAUUUUCUUAGUCCAGUAAAAUCAAAAGAAUUGGAUUUCUCUCUCUCAUUCUUUAUAGAAUUUUAGGAAAAAAAAACUUAGUAUAUGUAUAUUAUCACAUUUUUAAAGAAAUCAAUGUAAUGUGCCUUAUAUUACAUCGACAUUUUUUGAUUUAUCAAUACAUAUUAAUAAAUCAGUUUACAUUAAUGCUUUUGCUAUUAACAUGUAUUUACUUUGGAAUUAAAUUCAAAUUUUCAGCAAUUUAAAAUUUGCAAUUUUGGAAAUCGAUCCAUUCAAAAUUUACAAUUUUAGAAAUUAAUCGAUUCAAAAUUUAAACUUUUCAAAAGUAUUCCAUUCAGGAUUUAUAUCCUAGGUUCAAUCAAAUUAAGAGAAGAAAGGAAAAUAAUGAAUAACGUUUUUGAAAUAAGAUUUGUUGCGAUUUAUUAUAAGAGUAUUGGCAUUAUUUGGAAAAAUAUUAUCAUGAAAUGUAUCCAUUUUAAAAUUUAGGUAAUGUCACUUAAAAUUAAAGCUAAUUAAUUUUGCACUCAUUUUUUUAUAUUUAAUUUCUAUCAGCUAUAAUUGUAGCUAUAAUGUAGAAUGCUAUUAUGUAUCCUAGUGAGUGAAGUUAAUGCAUCGUAUAUAGCAGGUCAAAAUUUUCAUUUCCAUUUUAAUAAUGUCAUUCUUUAAAAAAAUAAAUAAUAAUAAUUUGAGAGAGAGUUAGAGAAAGACUAUGUUAUUUACGUAAUCGAAAUGUAUAUUUCCAAAAUUGUACAAUACUUUGAAAUUAUAAUUUGUGUAAGCCACUGAAUGCAUAUUGUUUUUAAUUCAGCUUAUAAAGAAUCAGAAUGCAUAUUGUUUUUAAUUCAGCUUAUAAAGAAUCUGAAUGCAUGGAAAUCGAAUACUUCUUGUUCUGAUGUUAUUUUGUAAAUAAUGUUUUGUGUGAUUGCGCAGAAAUUUUAUGAAGAUAUUUUGCAAAAUCUAAUAAUGAAGUUGAAUCAAACUCUUAUGCAUAAUUAAGUGAAACGACAAUUGUCAAAAGAAACAUUGUUAAAUCCACGCUUAUUCUUAUUGUUUUUAUUUGAAUCUUAUUCAUAACACUAUUUAAAUGUUGUUUUUCCUUGUGUAUCUACGUAGACAUAACUGCUGUGCUUUUUAACGCAUAUUGAUUCAACUUAUUUUAGUAGAUUCGCCUUCUAUAUCUGUUAUAGAAACAAAUAUGUUUGUUUUACCUUUUCAGUUGUUGUUUCUUGUUAGCCAAGAGUAUUGUUUUAGAGAUAUAUGAAUUGAACUUUUCUGUAAUAAAAGAUAGCAUAUAUAUUAACACUGUGCUAUUGAGUAUGCUGUAUUUUAAUUUAUUAUGAUAAAAUUCUAAUGUUUCUGAAUUAGAUUGUAUUAACUGAUUUGUUUUUUAUUAUUAUAAUUUAUUUAUUGUCAGAUUUGUGAAAUUUUAGAUAUGUAAAAUAUUGUGUUGAACAAAGUGACUU